UUAGUUUUAUUAAAAAAAUGGAUAGACCAGGCCAAGCCCUGUGAAAAGGUGAGGAGAGGGUGAAUGCAGUUUAGAUGGAUCCUAGUGCUGGGUUUGAGCCUAGAUGAGUAGAAGGAGGGGAAUAGAAGUUUUAGAGUAUGCUAGGGGAUAUAGGAAGUUUAAAAGAGAAGUUAGAAUAGAAACAAGAUCCUUGAAUUAAAAAUACUUAAGAGAAAUAUCAAACUUUUAAAACUAAUAAGGCCAUUUAUGCAAAGCAAUAAGAAAAUUUCUAACUAAUUUAGAGAAUGUGCAUAUUUAAUAACUUCUUGGAAGCUUUGUCUUCAAAGGCUAAGAAUAUAGAUAAUUAUAUUUUCACGGUGAUAAUUUAUUCAAAAAUUAUAAUUAUUGAGACUGAAAAGCAGAUAUCUAAAAAAGAAAGAAGAUUUGAAAAAGAAAUAUUCGCUUUAGUCCGAAGAGAUGUUUAUAAUUACACAAUAUUUUUGAGCGUCUGAGCAUCUUUCUUACUACAUCUAAAUGAUCCAAGUACAAAUAGAUUUGCUAAGAAAAUGAAAUAUACUGCAAUGCCAGAAUUAAACCAGCUCAGCCUCAACCACUUUCCCCCAAGAAAUAAGACAACUGCUAGUUUUGUAACAACCAAUUUUCCUCGAUCAGUUGAGCAUCUGGUUAUUGAUCAAGGAUUUAUUUUGAAGCCAAUUAGAGGAUAUUUUGCAGAAUUGAUCAAAAUUGUUCCAAAAGUUCAACAGAAGAUUUCAUUCAGGAGCUUUACCAUUAAUGACAGAGAAUUCAAAAGAAUCAUUUCUGCUGUGAGACAUGUGAGGAGAAUCUUUUUUGCAUGGUGCGAGAUUUCUGUUACUAAAGUCCCUGACUUUUCAUCUGCAUUAGACAAAACUAGACUUGAAGAGCUUUCAAUGCAGGAAUGCAGCUAUGGUUAUGGUCACAAAAGCAAUUGGGAACAGAACUACCUCCAGUUUAAGAAUUUUAUUGAAGGAUUAAGCACCUCUCAAGAUCUCAAACAAAGCCUAAAAUUAAUGAAAAUCAAAUCCCAAAUGUUAAAAAUAGGAGAAAUAAAAAACAUUCUAAAUGAAAAUGGGUUUGAAGAGGUCAGACUUUCGCUAUAAUUUCUCAAAAAUAAACACCUAUACUCUAUUUGAUCAUUCAUUU
This is a messenger RNA of Moneuplotes crassus, 1161 nucleotides long. NCBI's taxonomy places the organism in Eukaryota, Ciliophora, Spirotrichea, Euplotida, Euplotidae. The record is from the annotation of a GenBank genome assembly.